Messenger RNA from Naumovozyma dairenensis CBS 421, 1050 nucleotides. RefSeq names its product Smc5-Smc6 complex subunit NSE1 (gene NSE1). Gene Ontology annotation, molecular function: ubiquitin-protein transferase activity. Gene Ontology annotation, cellular component: nucleus; Smc5-Smc6 complex. Gene Ontology annotation, biological process: double-strand break repair via homologous recombination; DNA damage tolerance. The transcript has a single exon. NCBI's taxonomy places the organism in Eukaryota, Fungi, Ascomycota, Saccharomycetes, Saccharomycetales, Saccharomycetaceae. The coding region runs from base 1 to 1050 and encodes 349 amino acids. The record is from RefSeq and is a predicted model, not a curated record.
AUGUCUGUUAUUGAACCACAGCAGGUAUCUGUAGAGAGAGCAUCCUUAACUAGUGAUGAACUUUCGAGAUAUUUAUUGCAAUAUAUUUUAUCAGCCAGAGGUGUGUGUCAUGAAAAUGCGCUAGUGUUAGCUUUGAUGAGAUUGAAAGUGGAUUCCAACACUAUUGACCCACAGUGGACAAUAUCUGAUUGGUUGACUUGUUUGAAUGAUCAUGUUAAUAAAAUUAACGUUAAAUUGAACCCGCUAAGUUACAAGAUCAUUAGAAUAAAUCAUGGUAUUGGUAAAAAUAUUGUUUCUAAUAAAAAUAGACAGAACUUUGGGCUUUUUGAAACCGCCACUACCAUGUCUAAUAGAAGCGAUGUUGACCAAGACGAAAAUGGGAAUUCUCAUGUUAUAUUACCCGAAAGCAACAGAUUCUAUCUGUACGUUAAUUUGACAUCAAGUGAACAAACGAAAUUAGCCACGAGAUUUUCCCAAAAAGAAAUAGAAUUCGUUAAGUGGGCACUUCAAAAGUUUUGCGAGGAAGGUAAUAUCGUGAAGGAUAUUGGUUCUUUAUCCACACCGUCAUCGAACUUAAUUAUAUCAGAAGUCCAUAGAAUAAUUACUGGUGCUACUGGGAAUAAUAAUUUACUGCGAUGGAGCAGAUACGUAUCGUUUACAGUGGGAUCUACCCAACUUCUGCAAUAUGAACAUUUUACAGCCAUAGAAUUAGAGUCCAUCUUGAUAAAAUUAUGUGAAUAUAAAUGGUUCUACAGAACUUCUCAGGGGGAAUACGGUAUGGAUUUAAGGUGUUUAGCAGAGUUAGAAGAUUAUUUAGUGUCCACGUUUGGACUAUCUAAAUGUCAAAAUUGUGAUAAGAUAGCCGUACAAGGUGUCAUUUGUGGGAGUCAACAUUGCCUUCCAAGCGAUGAUCGUAGUCAACUAGGAGAAGUUCCUACAGAACUUAGGAUAUGGCACAUCGAUUGCUUCCAACAUUAUAUCUCACACGUUAGUAAAGAAUGUGAUGUAUGCCGUCGUUCAUUAUUAGAAAAUGGUGUAUAUAUGGUCUAA